CUCUGAUUUCUGCAGUAUGUUCUCUGUGUUGAACUGCAUGAACUAACAAUCCACAGACCACUUUGAUAUUAUUCCACUGAUCAACCAUGCCUUUGGGGAACUUUGGAUCAAAGAGUAGGCUGGUGCUGAGCGCUCUCCUUAUUUGUGCCGUAAUCUUUGAGUUAGAUGCUCAAGAACAGAGGACCACUCCAGGGAAGAAACCCAAGCCAAGCAAACCAAAACUUGGGAAAGCAACAAAUAAAGGACCCAGAGCUGUAACAGCCAAACCAAAGAUCAAAGCUACACCUGUAGCCCCGGCACAGACCUUCCUCACACAGGUGCUUAAUAGAGGGAAAUUUAAGAAGGUGGGAGAAACUAUAAGUGUGCAGACAGGAGACACUCUGGAGCUGAGGUGCAGGGGCAAACCUGUGCGGUGGAGCGUCCCCACGUACCUGGAGGAGGAUGAUGAUGGAAGGCUCAGGACUGUCCAACAUGAGCGAUAUGGCGUUCUGACAUUAGUCAACACUACUGGUGCAGACACAGGGGAGUACACGUGUUAUCCAAUGUACUGUGAAGACACCGACUGCAGGAAGGAGUAUGACAAAGCUGUCAAAGUCUUUGUCUUCUUUCCCGACCCGCAAGAACUAUUUGUUCCGUCUGCCGACUACUACGAGGUGAUUCAGCUGAGGACCAACUGGCCGACGCUCCUCCCCUGCCAGGUGACGUCACCUGAGGCUAAAGUGACUCUGCACCGCGAGUUCCCACCAGCGGAAGUGGCAGUGGACGGGACGGAGAUCUCCUUUAACGUCAAGAAGGGCUUCACCAUUCAUCGACCCCGGCCUUAUCAUGCUGGAGCCUUGUUCUGUGUCGCCAGUCUGGGCAACCUGAGGCAGAGCUCCACCAAGUACAUGCUCAUCUAUGUUAACUACCCCAUGGCUCCUCCUGCUCCAGUGAUUCAGGCCUCAUCGAGCUCAGUGUCUGUGGGUGAGAAUCUGCGUGUCAGCUGCUCUGCAGUGGGGGAACAGGACGUGGUUGUGGAGUUCACCUGGGAAUACCCAGGACAGCAGAUUGGGAGGCCCCUGUACACACAGGACAGCCUCACUCCAGUCGGUGGAGGAACACAGCAGUCUCAGUCUGUCCUCCUGGUGGACGAGGUGAGGGAGGUGGACCAGGGAACAUACACCUGCACCGCCCAGAACCUGCAAGGAGCCAAAUCAGUGUCUAUCGCUGUUAAAGUUGUCCCUAAAGCAAAACCUAAAAAACCAUGAAGCAUCAAAUCUGGAUGACAUCACCCUCUCUCAGAUGAGAGAGAGAGAGAGAGAGAGAGAGAGAGAGAGAGAGAGAGGUGGAGAUCAGGUGCUGCUCCGUCACAGUAUUAAACAGUAUUUUAUCAGUCUCACAUGAAUAUAUAAUUACAACACAACUCAUCUUCUCCUUCUGUCACCUUGAGUAGCAGAAACACCCUGCAGCAUCACAAUAAUAACAGAUUUUGUUGUUUAGAUGAAUGUAUGUAUAUUGUUGGGCAUUAAGCUUGUGUAUUCAAACUUUUAUAUGCAUAUAUUAUUUCCUGUCUUUUUCUACUUGUUUCAUAAUGUGCAUGACUUGCCAAAGAUGAAGGCAUA
This is a messenger RNA of Centropristis striata (black sea bass), 1601 nucleotides long. RefSeq names its product platelet-derived growth factor receptor-like protein. NCBI's taxonomy places the organism in Eukaryota, Metazoa, Chordata, Actinopteri, Perciformes, Serranidae. The transcript has 7 exons. The coding region runs from base 87 to 1247 and encodes 386 amino acids. The record is from RefSeq and is a predicted model, not a curated record.